This is a messenger RNA of Anthonomus grandis grandis, 1241 nucleotides long. Its product is annotated as homeobox protein Hox-B1. The transcript has 5 exons. Lineage: Eukaryota; Metazoa; Arthropoda; Insecta; Coleoptera; Curculionidae. The record is from RefSeq and is a predicted model, not a curated record. Gene Ontology annotation, cellular component: nucleus. Gene Ontology annotation, molecular function: DNA-binding transcription factor activity, RNA polymerase II-specific; RNA polymerase II cis-regulatory region sequence-specific DNA binding. Gene Ontology annotation, biological process: positive regulation of transcription by RNA polymerase II. Bases 318 to 1148 code for a protein of 276 amino acids.
UCCCACGUUUUCGAUGUCAAAACCGACGUUUUCUUAUUUUCUUUUUAUCGAUGCACGACGAAACGAUGCAAUCUGAGAUGCUUGCUGUACGCGCCGCGACGCCCGACUAGGCGUCUAAUCGUACGUCCGGGAUUUCGCAAAAAUAUGUCCCGUGAGUUAUUGCGUGGAGGCACAUUAUUUCAAUAAAGGCAAAUGAAAACUCGGCGGAAGCAGCUAAAGAUAAAGAAGAAAAUUUCCAGGACGAAGCCAUACGCAUACCUCAGUAUGUGUCAAUAUGCACCAACGAUUUAGAAUUUAUGGACUGAAUACUGAAUCUGAUGAACGACAAAAUAGUUUUUAUUCAGAAAGAAAGCAACAAUAACAUGAUUCUUUGUGAAUGUGAUAGAAAUCUAACAAUAAGCAGUCGAAUAGCAGCUCUCACUUUCUCACUCGAAGACACUUUCUUAAAAAUGAGUCUUGCACUCCUGAAACUGAAAAUGGAGCCUACUACUACGUGUAAGCAAGAAAUGCGUAUAGAAGGAAGUCAAUUGAAUACAGAAUCAACCCCCUUAAACAUGUUUUAUAACAAUUUUUCCAAAACUAUUGAAAGUCAUAAAUUUACCAAUGAAAAUUUUCCUAAUUAUUUUUAUAACGACUACCAAAUAGAUCACUUGCAAGUUCUACAUAACUACAAUCAAACAUACAACUAUUAUCAUUGGUGGGAGACGAGUGACAAUGGCAACUCUUUUGGGUACUGUGACAGUGAUGGUUCGAAGCAUUGUAGUGACUUUACAGCAGAGUAUUUUGAGGAGGAGAAAAACGUGGAGAAUUACGACAAUAGAUGGAUUUAUGAAGUUGAGAAAGUGGAAGAGAGUUUUUUGGAUGUAAACUCUGUGGAUUACACUUCGUCUAAAGAGUUGGAACCGACUUCCGCCCAUAAGCAAAGAAAAGAAAGGACUGCAUUCACAAAAAAUCAAAUAAAGGAGCUAGAAAAGGAGUUCUUAAGGUCAAAUUACUUGACUAGGUUGCGAAGAUAUGAAAUAGCUGUCGCUUUGGACCUAACAGAAAGACAGGUAAAGGUGUGGUUUCAAAAUAGGCGAAUGAAAUGGAAACGAACCAAAACUGGAGAAAAGUGUGCUAUGAAGAGACCUUAUAAAAUUAAAAAAUAAUGACUACCUAACUAAAAAUCUUUCUUGUAAAUUAUAUAAUAUUAAAUAAUACAAACGCGGUGAAAUAAAAAUAUUCUCUAUCAGGUACUAUAG